UAGAGGUUUAGUUUCAUAUAAAAUGAGUCAGAGACGCGGAAGCACAAUAGCGUAAAGCACGCACUGACGAAGCUGGGCAGAUAUGGGUGUGCAAAUAAAAGUUGAAUACUGCGGCGGAUGAGGGUACGAGCCCCGCUUUCAGGAGCUCAAGCAGGUCGUCACUGCUGAGUUCUCUGAUGCGGACGUGAGUGGCUUCGUCGGCCGCCAAGGGAGCUUUGAGAUCGAGAUCAAUGGACAACUGAUUUUCUCAAAGCUGGAAACCAGUGGCUUCCCAUAUGAGGAUGAUAUUAUGGAUGCUGUCCAAAGAGCCUAUGAUGGCCAGCCGGUGGAGAAGAUCACCAAGAGCCGGCCUCCUUGUGUCAUCCUCUAAAGUUUCAAUACUUGACCCUUCACUAUUGGCUCUAAAAAUGUUUAGAUUAUGAAUGGUUUUGUUAACAUAAUUUAAACAUCUAGAGAAAGAGUGUAUUGAUGUAGGCUCCUUAAACGUCCCCUCCUCUUCACUCCUCCGGUCUGGUUGCUGGACGUAAAUGAUUAUCGUAACUCUAAAGUGAGCAGUUAUGGUAUGAGGCCUGCAGUCCACACAUCCUUUAAGCUAGAGGAGCAAGAUGCGGGGAUGCUGAGGAGGCCAAUGGAAGGGUUAAUGUCUUUGUUUCUUUUCUUUUUUUGUUGAAGCCACAUUGCCUACUGGGGUCACUGUUCGUCUGCUGGUUAUUUGUUUUUGUUUUGGGGAGUUUGAAGAGAAUAUACUAAUGUACUAAAACGUUUGCUGUAAGAAGGGAAUGCCUAAAGCUCGGCUCAUUAUUUUUGGGUGUGUCUGAGUAGAUAUUGUCAUUUUGCAAGUGUCCCUUCACGUGCACCAUCUCAUAUCAGCAUGAAGAGAUCUGUUGUUUUUGAGUGUUUGAAGUUCUGUAGGGAACAUUCUACACCAACUUCGCUUGGUGUCAAAGCUCAGGUGUUUUGCCUCUUGCAAGCAUUUUGCGCAGUGGUUUUUUUAAAAAUUAUUAUUAGUGUUAUAGAAUGUUUCAUCAUUAAAUCAAACCAAAUAGCUGGUUUAAGGGCAUUUAUAUGACUUGCAGACACUGCUGCAUGUUUUUUUGUGUGUGUUUUAAGAAACUACUGAAGACCCUGUUUAUGAAACAUCACUCGUGUACGGUUAAUAAAAUAAUGAGCUAUCA
Onychostoma macrolepis is the source of this 1175-nucleotide messenger RNA. RefSeq names its product selenoprotein W, 2a (gene mien1). The record is from RefSeq and is a predicted model, not a curated record. The transcript has 4 exons. Gene Ontology annotation, biological process: positive regulation of filopodium assembly; negative regulation of apoptotic process. NCBI's taxonomy places the organism in Eukaryota, Metazoa, Chordata, Actinopteri, Cypriniformes, Cyprinidae.